Messenger RNA from Eriocheir sinensis (Chinese mitten crab), 12274 nucleotides. RefSeq lists its product as uncharacterized. The transcript is spliced from 43 exons. Bases 148 to 11670 code for a protein of 3840 amino acids. The record is from RefSeq and is a predicted model, not a curated record. Lineage: Eukaryota; Metazoa; Arthropoda; Malacostraca; Decapoda; Varunidae. Gene Ontology annotation, biological process: signal transduction.
CACCACAUUGCCAGGGGCGGCAGGCAGCGGCCAGAGAGGCGGCAGUCACGCUGCGACCACCGCCACCACCACCACGAGACUCGCUGCCUCGUGCGUGCGUUAGUCGAGUUGCCGUGAGUCUGCUGCAUCGCACGUGUGACUCUGAAGAUGGCGGCGGGUGGCGGCGAUGCCAUGACGUGGCUGUUGCUCCUGCUGCUACCGACCUUAAUGAUGGCUGGUGACUUCUUGAACAUCAGGCCCGUGCAUGAAGAAGGAGCCCCUGGAGGGGAUGCAGCCACCAGGGAGUUCACAGCAGAGAGCGGCGCUGCGAGGCUGCUAGGCACGUCCGUCAGUGGAGUGUGGACGACGGUGCAGCCAAACACCGGCGCCUCGGACCGUCUCUCCAUGGCCAUCAAAAGGCGGCUGCUGGCGGAGGCGGAGGCCGUCACAAGACGGUACGCCUCUACCGCUGUUGGAGGGAUCGUGGCAGCAGGCCCGCCAAGGACGAAGAAAGCACUUGCCCAACGCGGGGGUUUGCGGUACUUGGGCAACGCCCUCGCUCGUCUCGACCUUUCCUUUUUCAACGCGAACACGAGCGUGGAUAUCGUGCAUGGCGUCGAGGAGCUGGCGUUCCUCGGGGUGCGCGGUGCCCAGAAGGUGCAUAUGACGCAGUGGCGCGGCCGCCUCAUCCUUGCAGUCAUAGAGUCAGCGAGUGUCUCUCUCCAUGUAGUCGAACCAGGCACACACAAGGUGCACUCGACGAUGGGGCCUCGAGGCAGACACGACUGCGAGUUCGCCCCGGUGGCCGGGGGUCCCUUACUGUUGGUGUGCAUCACCGCCGGGGAGCCCGAGCAGUUUGAGGAGGUGUUCGGGAACCAGACCAACACGAAGGGCAAAGUGACGGUGUACGAGAUCAAGGAUAACCCGAUGACAUCAGGUGGCAGAUACCUGAGCUUUCACGUUGUUGACGACAUCGGUGUGGAGGGACCACGCGACGUGGAAAUCUGGACACAAAGAAAUGAGACCUUUUGCGUGAUUGUGAGCGGCGAAGCGAUGGUGCACGUGGCGGGUCAGCAGGACCACUUCAACCUCCACACCAGCUCCACCGUCUACCGCUUGAGGGGCACGCACUUUGACAGAUACGAGUUGCUGCCUGGAACCAACCCCGUCGCCGCCCACCAUUUCGAGGUCAACGAAUUUCAUUACUUGGCGUUUGCAAACUACCAGGAUAACAAAGGACGCCACAAUUGUGACAGUUUGAUCUUCCGCUUCUGCGUGGACCGAGAACACUACAUACCCUUCCAGGCCGUGAAGACACGAGGGGCCAGACACAUGCACAGCUUCACCCUCGGCAGCAGGCCCCUCCACAACACCUUCCUGGCCAUCGCUAACUUUUGCGAAGACACACAAACAGGUACAUGCACCCACCACACCGCCUCCGAAAUCUACCUGUACCACCUCGGCAAGUUCGUGCUCUUCCAGGAGAUCAAGACCGCCUACGCAGUACAGUGGAUGGCUGUCCAGGUUAACGCCACGGCGCUGCUCGCCCUCGCCUCCACCGUGCAGGGGGUCACCUUCUAUCAGUACAACGGCUGGAAGUUCGUGCCGGCCCCGCACCAGCCCCAACACCACCCCUUCUCGGCGGGCGUCACCAGCUUGGUCACCGCCAACUGGGACGGCCGGUUAGUCCUUGGCGUGACGAACAGAGACGACGAGAAAGCCGCUGGGAAGCCCAGCCUCUACUCAGUCUCCUUCACCUCCAGUGACAAACUCAAGGAGGUGUAUCAGGAGGUGAAGGGCUGGUGUGAAGACCUGCGGCGGCGGGUGAACAGGACCGAGGUUAUGGAGCUAAUGCGGCUCGUCCCUACCUCCCUCACGACUACGGGGGCUCACACCUUCCCAAACCACAUCACCAUCAGGGGCAACCUUACGGUGUUCGCAUCCAGCACGGUCUCGAAGAUUUUCGUUCGAAGCAGCGGCCAAUGGAUCCCCAACAGCGGUGGUAGUGGUCGGCUUGAGGAUCGGGUUUCGGAGCUGGAGGAGGCGGCGAGGCAAGCACAUCAACGUCUCGGCACAGCCGUCCUCGCCACUGGACCUGCCACAUGGCCCGACCUCCACUUUGCCGACGUGCGGGUGGAGGGUGGCCAUGCAUCCUUGGUGGGGCAGGUGCAGGCGACGUGGAUCAACGGGCGACGCACUCCGGACCCCGAGGAGGUGGUGCCACUCCACGGUGCGAAUCAUUUCUCCUCUCUGACAUUCGCUCACGUCAACCUUCAGGCCCCAACCUCCGCUGACCGUCUCAACGGCCUGCCUGUCACAGCCUACGUGACCCUCAACGGCCGCCAUGAGCUUGGCGGAAACAUAACCUUUCAGGGGCCGCUGAUGGCUCGGAGUGUGGCGGUCACCAACACGCUAGACGGUGUGCUGGUGGGCCAUCGCUCCUCCCUCCUCACCACCCACUCCCAGACUCAUGCAGGAUCCCUGAAGUGUCGCAGCCUAGUAACGGACAUCCUCGACGUCUCCUCCGUCAACGGCGUCCCCCUGGCCGAGCUGCUGCCUCGCCUCGUCACACACAAUGCCAAUGUCACAAUAACCGGGCCACUGCGAGUGAUGGGUGACCUUGUGCACAGCGGAAGUGUGUGGGUCAAGGACUUAACCAACCUGGACCUCGUUAACCCACUGCUAACGAACGAACGUCAGCAGCAGGUGAUAACCGGUGAUCACCAGGUUGGUAUGCUGGCGACGCAGGCGAUGGCGGUAGAGGGGCGAGUCAACGGAGUGCGGGUUCCCGCCAAUGUGUUCCUCAACGGUAAGCAGUACUCGUACGACGUGCCCCGGGCCGCCUUCAGAAACUUGCGAGCCGAUUCACUCUCUGUGACCCGAUCACUCAACACCAUCACGAUCACUGAAGGCAGCCUGGAUAUUUUGCUGCUGACAGGGAACCAGAAGGUGACGGCUCCCAAGACCUUCUCAUCACUCCACAUGCUGCAACGAGACUCUUCUGGCUAUGGUCAUGUCGGCGUGCGGCGGCGGCGGUGGUCUAGUGGAAUCUGCGGCUCGCCCAAAACACGGGAGUCGAUGAACCCAAAAGAUCGCAGCGAAGCAUUGCUGAUAGCUCUGCGGGGCGUGGCAGCCGCCCAGGACCUCCGCGAUUUACUGGCAAAGGCACAGCCAGGACAAUUCAUUGUUCCGUGGAGAACCUGGCUUUUCUACACUCUCCUUAAAAUGGAUGUAAACUGUGCCUUCAUUCUCUUGGAAGACACUAACAUGCUCAUGUUUUUUGACAUCGUGACCAACGACUGGAGGAAUGAGGACAACGAGACUGUGAUGGUGCUUAGCCAUAAAGACUUGACAAAUAUGCUAACAGAAGUGGAAAACUACAUAACAGAAAUGACCAGUUGGCUUCAUAGCAUUCAGUUUAGAUGGACUGACCGUUUUUCGUUGGUCAGUAAGGCAGUGCGAAAAGUGAGUGAUAUCCGUACCAGUUUAAAUAUAGUGAAAAUUCUAACGGAGCUGAUUAUUACUGACUACACGAUGACGCCAGAAAGCUCCGACCACUGCCGCUGGCUCUGUGCCGCACCACAGAGCGAAAUGGCAGGGUUGGCAAACUGCACUCAAGCCGCGACACUCACGUUGCUGGCGGGGCAGAGAAUUUCCCGCUACCCGGUGUUGGGAUCCGGCCUGAUGCAGUUGUCCAAGGAGCAGCGUCAACUGUUGCUUGACGCGGCUGUACAGCACGACCUUGGAAGGCUCGUAGAGUUCCUGGGUGCGGAGGACGGACUGUUGGCCGUCCUGCGCGCCGCCCUCUAUUGCGGCCUGACUCCUCGUGGGCAAAACUAUGAUGGAGUAGUCUUAGAAAUGCUGGAAGAUUACGAGAGGACACUACUCUUCAGAGCCACGUAUAUGGACAAAGACGAUGACAUUUCAAGAGAUGAGAGUAUGCAACAUCCUGACGGAGGCCUGAACUCGAGCGACGACCAGGCGGGGCUGGCGGGGAGAGAGAAAAAUUCAUCUGACGGCACAAACUCUCUUAUUCCGCCGAGCCCCGCCACGCACAGCACCCUCAACGCCGCCUCUGGUGGGGUGGAACCUUCCACGCUGGAAAAUUCUGGGGAGCCUGCAUUUUUUGCAGAAGAAGCAAAUUUUAUUAUUGAAAAAUCAAUUGUUCAUGAAACUAAUAAUUUAUUUGAAGCUGGAGAAUUUCCAAUUGAUACUAAAUCGUCUAUUGAAGAUGAAGAAACUGAAAAGUCAUCCACAGCAACUUCAGGAUCACCUUCAGCACCUUUAACAUCUUCAGAAACUGAAGGAUCAUCUACUGUCCCCGGAGAAUCCUUCUUUAAUGUACCUGAGGGUUCAGCUGAAGAAGACUAUACUGCUACACAACAAUCAUACAGUGUUCUAACAGAAAAGUCACCCGUUGCGACUGAAGAAUCAUCUCUUACUCUAACUAAAGAAUUGGUAUAUAUUUCAAAUGAAAAAUCUCUGGCGACCAUUGAAGCAGAAACUGAUAAAUCUCCACCCGUGGCGGAGGAAACUGACGGAUCGGGGUACAUUGGAUCUGAGGAAUAUACUUUGGUUGCAGCUGAAGCUUCAUUAUUUGUCGAAAAUGAAAAGCCUCAAUAUAUUGCAGACGAGGAAUUAAAUUAUGGUGAAAAUGGAGAAACAUCAGAGUAUAGGAUUUUUUCAAAUGCCAACGAGAAGAGAUCUAGUAAAAAUAUAAUUACUCUUGCCAAAGAAAUAUCUUCACUUACGAUUUCACCAGAAGGAUCUUUCUCCGUUGCUAAAGAUGAAUCUUUCAUUCCUACUGAAAAAUCUUCCUCUAUUUCUACUAUAGACUCUCCUAGUGAAGAGUAUUCUGCGUUUCCUACUCAUAAAUUUAUACUCGAGGACUCAUUAACCUUCAUUCCAAAUAAGUACUCCAGCGUUGCAAUUGAUGAAUUACCUCUUGGAGACUCUCCUGCCGUUUCUACGGUCGAAUCUAAUAUUGGGCAACCUUUUGUCGCUACUAAAGAAGUUACCAUUGAAUAUGAUUAUUUCAGAACAGAAUCUUUCGAUUCUGCUACAGCAGGCUCGUCUGCUAUUGUUAUUUUAGAAUCCACUACUGGACAGUCUUCUGUUAAAAAUAAUCGGGUAUCUGCUGUUAACGAAAAAUCCUCUGGCAUUGCGUUGGAACAAUCAUCUGUUGAUGAAUAUCACAUCGGUGGAAAUUUAUAUGUUACCACUCACGUGUCAACGAACGCUGAUGGUAAACCAAGACUUCCUUCUACAACAAACUCUAUGGCAAAGAUGAUAUCGUUUGAAGAAGUACAAGAUGGAAAUCGUGACUCUCAGGCUAAAGCAAACUUUAUGGCAGUGGCGAGCAACGCACAGGCUCAGGUUACGAGGCUGUCGCAAGAGAACAGUCCGUAUGAGGAGGCGGAGGAAGGGGACGCGCUCCAAAAUAAACCCCAGUUAGUACCCUCGUUCUUUGAUUUUGUAGACAAUCUAAUUAGCCUUGAUUGGGUAUGGAGUAAAGAAAAGGUCGAGGAACCCAGACAUGCCUCUUGUUUGAACGAAGAGAACUGUACAAAGCUUAAAAGAGAGACUCCAGACGAGAACACUCGUCUACAUCAGGUUAGAAAGACAACGGCUGCCCUUGAGGCCUCUUUCUCGACACCUAAUGCAUGGGAUAGUCGGCCCUCCCUCACAGCUACGCCUCUCCUUACCCAAACACAGGCUGAUAGCCUUGCCCAGGUAAAUGAGAAUAUCUCCAUCUUGGGGGAAGAUGCAACUGUUGCAUUAUUACAGAUACAAGUAAAGAGGGAGAAUGAGAUGACUCCACCAGAGAUUGCGCCACUCCCCAACAACUGGAACAGGCUGAAGAGACACCUGACAAGGAAUAUUGAAAACCACGAGUUUUCUGCCCCUAACGGGUUACUAGUCACCCCGGAAAAUAAAUAUGCAAACAUUUUGCCAGUUACUAACUCUAAUGCACUGUACGAUACAGCCGUACCAACAGUGGCUAUGCCUUCAGCCAGACAGCACGACGACACAUCAGAGACAUAUUUGUCUUCCCAAGGAGGUACAUCGUCACCCACCCUGAAUUUAGACCAUUUUCAAAGCAGUGAUGUGACGGGAGAGCCUUGGACAACCCCAGAGGAAACCAAGAGUUUGAGGAGACGAGAAGCAAUAGUUGAGGCCUCGUCCCUUGCGACGGGUGUGGCAAGCGGUGUCACUACAGUCACGGUGGUACAGCAUCUUACCACCAAUAUUGACUGCACAAACUGUAUGUUUCAGUACCAGAUAUUUCAAACUCAACCUGUGCUACCUUCAACAGAGCGUGUAUCAUCACCUUGGAUGACAGCUUGUACCGUGACGCAGAAGACUCUGACCAUAGUGAUGUCAUCCUCUUUGACUAGCAUCGACUGUACCAACUGCGCCUUCCAAUACCAGAUUUAUACAACCCAGCCUGAGGUGCCAGGAACGGAGUGCACGUCAUACGUGUGUGUGUCAGGCUCAACGGUGACGAGGCAAAUGUCAACCACAAUGAUCUCCCCAUCACCGAGUAGUGUCUUAACCUGGUCCAAUGCCAUCGUGAGCAGUCCUUUCCAUCCACAAUACGAUGGCAGAACUUUUGGUGUAGGGCCUCGUGAGGAUCCAGAGACUUUCUCUCGUGGAAAACCAGAACUCCAAACACUAGCGAGUGAUUCUGAACAUACACAUGAAUCGUCCUCGUCCAAGACACCCACAUUACCUCGCCAGUCAGACCCUGAGUGCAGCCACAUACCCACUGACUACUAUGAAGAUUCUGUCCAGAAGGACUCCCUCGUGGCACGGCUCGAGGUUGUCCUCCUUUACUUAAAGGAAAUUCAAACUGUCGAGCCACUGGUACUUCAGGACCGAAUGCGGGUAAAACCUGAACAAAGUGAAAAAAACACUUUGGGAAGACUCAACAAAGUUGUGGAGGAUACCAUUCACAUCGUAAGACAGAUAAUAAAUAAUUUGUUCCACAGCUUGAAGACCAAUGAGCAAAAGUUGAUCAUUGAGUCUGAAAGAUUCCGUACAAACAUGAGAUUGCAUCUUGGAAUGUUGAAAAGUUUGCCAGACGAAUUCCAAGUCAAGAUGAAUGAGCUGAGGAAUCUUACUGUCUCUGGUGAGGAAAGUGUAGUUUCAGCGCUGCAGUGCUUAGGGGAAGAACGCAAGUACAAGACACUGGAGGAAGGACAAGAUAACGAAGAUGGCGAUGAAGAGACCAUAGGCGAUGUGGAUACUAAUCUGCCCACCGUUCCACCUGCAGGCAGGAAAGCCACGCACGCAUCUCAAAGCUUUGGAGAUGUGACCAUGACUUCUCCGAGAUGGUCCACAAGUCGAUACGAAGGGAGCACAAUCUCGGAGACCGGGCUUAAGAGAACUGAUCAAAUUAUAUCCCAGCCACUUACCAUUUCAAGUUCAUCGUCAGAUUAUUACGGCAGUACUACGACCACCACCCCUAGGACCCCCGCUCUCACAGGAACAGCCAUCCCCGAAGCCACUGCCAUCACCACUCCUGAAACCACUCUCAGCAUCAGCACCAGGAAAACUCUCACCCAAACCACCAAUAUCACGACCACCUGCAUCACCACCCCAAGAGCCCCUGCCACUCCAGACCUAAGCCCCAUUAUCCCUGGCGCAACGGAUGGGUACUGGCCAAGUGUUACUCAAGCAAGCGUCACUCCAUCCUUGAGGCCACGGGUUCGGACUGAUGGGCACUCAGCAGCCACAGAAAUGACUGUCACACAGGAUUAUAGUGCCACAGAAAUGACUGUCACACAGGACUAUGGUGCUACAGAAAUGACUGUCACACAGGACUAUGGUGCUACAGAAAUGACUGUCACACAGGACUAUGGUAGAGAGGCACUGACACGUGACAGAAAGCCCGGCAGCUCAUGGAAGGAGAUUAAUACGAUACCCCCAUCCACACGCAAGAAGUUUUUCCCCGGCAUGCGACAUCCUGCGACAAGCACCCAUGGACUGUGGGUGCUGGGACGCGUGGCUGGACACAGGCUGCAAGACUUGAUUCACCGUUCAUCUUCCCACCUCCCUACACGAGGGGGGGCUCCCGUCUUUAUUUUGAACAACAUGGGGCGGAUCAACAACGUCACCUUCAGCGCCGGGUUGUGGGUGCGACGGGUGCAGAACGUGGACAUGGGCCGCCUGCUGCGUCACGGAGUGCCUCAACACGCCGCGACCGUCCACACCAGCCUCGCCUUCUCCCGCCCUGUCCAGGUGGUCGGGCCGGUGAAGGCGUCUGCCAUCAAUGGGACGCCCGCCGCCGCCUUCGUCACCCUGGCCGGUCACCACGUGCUGCCACAGCCCUUCGUCUUCACGGGUUCCGUCACGGCGGCGGCUCACGUGCAGGUGCGGGGCGAGGUGAGCGGCGUUGACCUGGCUCUGCUGAGCCGGAGCGUGGCGGUGACGUCCCCAGUGGCAAGCCAGAAGCUGCUGCAGCCCGUCACCUUUGCCAGGGUGUCCGCGGCCAGCGUGGUUUUCGCACACGGCCGGGUGAGAGACGUGCCUCUGGAGGACUUGGUGCGACUGGACCGCCCCGCAGCCAUCACGGGAAGGAUGACUUUCAAGCAGCUUACGGUAAGGGUAGGAGAGACACGAAUCACCGACCUCAAGUCUCACUUCGUCAACGACGUCAACCUCACCGACCUCUUCUUUAAUUCCCUCACCAAGAACCCAGGUCGGCCGCUGGUCAUCAAGGGAGCAAUCUCAUUCAAUGCUUUAAAUGUCCUUGGGAACGUCACCACCUCGCAAGGCUUUACUCUCCCAGACACCAGCGGGACGCAAACACUACGUAUAGACAGGGUGGCAAGCCGGGUGGUGUACCGUGACCAGGAUGCAAACGUGACGGGCAACUUGCUUCUCAGGGGCAGCGCCGGCGUCAACAACCUCAUCUUCCGCGACAGCUUCGACUCUGUCCCAGCCGCCAUGUAUGACUCGGACUGGCUGCUGAAGAUGUCUUCCCAGAGUCUCACCGGUCUCGUCGCGUUGGCCAAGGUGAAGGCCCAGAGUGUCACGGUCUCUCCUGGGGCUAAACUUAAAGGCGUAGACAUAAAUCGCCUGUUCAAAGCGACUAUGAAAGUAAAUGAGGACAAGGUGGUGGCCACGCCUGUAAAGAUGAGCGGCGACGUGUGGGCAGAGAGUGUGCGGGUGGGCGGCACAGUGCAGGGCUGGAACCUCUCAACGGCAGCGAUACAUCAAAACUCUUCCGACGUCGUUUUCACAGCCCCAAAGAAGUUCGUGGGCGACUUCCACGUGAGCGGCUCACUCAGCGCCCCGGACCUCGGUUCGGCAGCGUGGUCCAGGUUGUGCAGAGGAAAUCAUAUGGAAAGGCUCCUCCUUGUCGGCGAAAUGCAGCUCACAAGACCAUCGUCCAGCGACGUUGUGCACCUCGGCCGCCACGUCCUUGAAAAAGACUCGAUAGACGGCUAUUGGCGAAUGAACCACAGCGCUGUCCUGCCCAGCCACAUUACGUUUCAAGAACUGAGAGCGACGCACGUGAAGGCGGACCUAGUGAACGGAGAGGACAUCAGCAAGCUGUCCCGUGACGUUCUGCGUCGGACGUGCAUGCAUGGCGAGCGGCAGGUGGUCAGCGGCAACUUUUCCGCGGCUUUCCUCGUGGUGCAGAGCCUCUUCACCCCCCGCAUCGCGACCACUCUGCUGAACGACCAUCCCGUGAGUGACAUGGAGAACAUUUUUACCCGUGAUGGUAAUCAGACUAUUCGAGGUAGGUGGACGCUCCCGCGGGUGCACACACCAGGAUCUGUGAUCACCUCUGGUGGCGUCAACGGCAUCCGCAUGACCGACAUGUGCGUGUUCGAUAAACCCUGCACCAUUACUGCCAAGAAAACCUUCGCCCGUGACCUGACCAUCAAGGGAGAUCUACACGUCCAGGCCGGGAGUACAGUGCAGGGCGUGGAUGUGUCGGAGGAGCUACGGAAUGUCCCCACCAGCACCACCUGCGGUCCAGUGCCCGGCCUCACCACCAUCACUGGAAACCUAACUGUCUCCCAUCUCGUGGUGCACGGGGUUGUGGACGAGGUUAAGGUCACUUCCAAGGACCUCCUCACCAGCUCCGGUGCACAGGUCAUGGUGGGGCAGCUGACCAUCAAAGCCAAGGAGGGGGUGGUGGUGGCGGCGGCGCCCUCCUUCCAAGCUCUCGACGGCCUCUUCAACGGCUGGAAUCUGAGUGAGCGCUGGCAACGCGGGUUCCAACGUGACCAAGACAUAAUAGUGCGGAAGCCAGUGAUCUUCCAGGACUUCGUCAACUUCCAGAACGUCGCUAGUCGGCCGUGGAGCUCUGAGAGGUUGAAAGGGCUGCCACACCUGAGGUUCCAUUACCUGGACAACCUCUCCCAGGACACUACACUGGCAGUCGGUGGGUCAGUGAGUGAGCUGUGGGGGUGGAGGAACAUACAGGCAUUCCCAGGCCAUGCAGCACGAUUGGUGCCCCUCGGUAUGGUGGGCGGACCCCUUAACACUGUGUCCUGCCCACGUUACUUGGUUGUUUUAUCUCGUACAGGACACGCAAGACUCCUAAUCUACGAUGAUGGUCAAAGGAAGUACAGGAACACAGGAGUGGUGCUGCGUGGGGGCUGCGUGAGGGCAGUGGCAGGGUACAGGGCGGACGGCGAGGACCAUGUGGUGACGGCACAUACUUGCACUGAUGACUCCUCAGACCCCUACGGCAAUCUGUAUGGGCCCGUGGCUGAUGGACUGGAGGCUGUACAGGUGUGGCGAGUGACAACAAGUGGCCCACAGCUGGUCCAAGGCAUCCCUAUUGGUGCCACGGACGUCAAGGUGGCGGAGGCUGGGGAGCGCGUGUGUCUUGUGGUGGCAGUCUCGAAGAGCAACGCGACACUGAUCUUCUGCUGGGACGCCAUGAGGGGGGCCUUCUCGGAGCCGAGACGGCUGGCCACCGGGUGCUCCGCCAAGGUGUCCGCUGUGCAGCAUCGGGACUCCCGUGGACGUGUGGUGAACCUGGUGGCCGUAGCGGGACAAGUCCACCACGACCCGCAUAACGACGCCCUCUCGCUAUGGCUGCACGACGCCGAGCAGGACGAGUUCCUCUUGGUGCAGAGGAAGGCCCUGCGAGGCGUGCUGUGGGUGGACAUGACUUCACAUGGCACCGACCUCUUCCUGGUGGCGGUGACCCGGGCGUUCAGCGGCGACAUGACGGGCAGGGUGAUUGUAUACCGGGUGGAGCUGAAGGUUGACGAUAUUUCUUCGUCCCCGUACUUCGGCGCCCCACGACCCGCUGCCUCCCCCGCCCCGGAGAAGCUGUACUCAACACGCCGCCACCUCCCAAACCAACUCGUCCACCUACAAACACUGAGGAUUAUAAUGCCACUUCAAGCCCACUUCGCCGCCGUCCCCUCCGGCCCUCUCUACCUAUUGGCGGUGGGGCAGCACGGCAACAUCACUCGAUUCACCCAAAAGGGGGUCCACAGAUUCGCAGAGGAAGGGUUGUACCAUGCGCCAGGCAGGCAGGAGGUGGACGUGUGGGUGUGUGUGGAGGAGGGCGGCAGAGUGUCCAUCAACCUAGCUCUGGCGGGGACCUGGUGCCGGGAGGAGACCUGUAACGAGAGGAGGCGGGAGGACGCGGAGAUCCUAGAGGCCAACUUUAGGCCGGGUCCUCCCGUCGUGGGUCCUCCCGUCAUCCAUUAAGGUCAAACUUGUGAUCAGCAAAUCUAACUCGAGUCUGGAAGUCCAGCCUGAAGUCAUUACCAAGUCCAACAUGAGUUUAUAACAGUCCAACAACAAGCAGGGCGCCGGGCUGGUCGGGGCCGCGGCAGCCUCCCCCCGGGCCGCCCACUCACGCCGCUUGGGCACUUUUUGCGUACAUUGCUAUCCUUUUCUCUCUCGCUCAGGUCUGGAAAAAGUCAGUUUAUUGCGUGCUCACGCUCUACAGACGAUGGCUGCUUCACAGACUAAUUUGCACUGUUCGGUAUAGUAGUCAGAGACAGACGCUAAUUGUUAGUAUCGCAUCUUUAUUUUAAAUCUUAAGGACAAAAUUAAUAUAGAAUAGAUUAUAUGUUCGUAUGUAACCCAAUGCAGAAGUUAUUUAAUUAAUUAUUAUGCCGUAUGAAUGAAAAUAUUAUAAAGCUAAUUGUAGAUAUGUUAAUUGUUGACGUAUUGUUAUCGUUUUAGAGCGACGCGUUUAUUAUUAUGAGGUAAAGUGUAGGUGUUAUUUAAAGCUACAAAAGGCAGGUGAGAUAAGCUGUUUUCACGUUUUUUCUAUCUAUUCCAAAUUAUUAAAGAUUUAACAGCA